Amoebophrya sp. A25 is the source of this 2507-nucleotide messenger RNA. NCBI's taxonomy places the organism in Eukaryota, Dinophyceae, Syndiniales, Amoebophryaceae. The record is from the annotation of a GenBank genome assembly.
UUUUUUAGUUCGAGCAGGAUAUGAUGUGAAAGAGUCGAAGGUGACCAAGUCUUCCCCUCGCCAGGGUACUACUUAGCUUGAAUUGUUUCUAUGUCUGUAGAUUGGGUUCCAGUGAGCCAUAACUGUUGCAAAAAUGUCGUCCACCGGCAAGCGCCCUGAACAUGAUGCGAGUGCAACUGGCCAAGUUCGGGAUGCGGAUGGACCAGAACAGGCUGGCGCACUUUCCCUCGGGAGUACUGUAAUAGCGAGCGCGAUUGCUGCAUGUUUCGGUAAGACGGCGACGCACCCUUUGGAUACCUUGAAGGCACGCAUUCAAGUCGAAAAUUCGAAUUUGCAGAGUGGAAAAUCAUCCUCAACCUCAGCAACUAGAACUCGCAACUACCUUUCGUCUUCGGUAGUGCGUCGGGAGCUCGCUGGCUUGAGUAGCUAUAGGCAAUUAUGGGCGGGUUUUCCUGUCGCAAUCAUUGGCUCGUUGCCCGCGGGAGCACUGUAUUUGACGAGCUAUGAGCUAGUACGCCGGGACGCAUUCUUCAAGUCGCUUUUUAGAGGACAAUCGUCAUCUUUUUCUUCAAGCUCUACGACUAGUACCUCGUCGUCUACCUCGACCUCCAACGAGAACAACGCACAUCCUCAUGAAAAGUCUUUCGUCGUCGAUUUUUGUGCGGGUUUCAUCGCAGAGACCGUAUCGUGUUUGCUCUGGUGUCCGCUGGACGUGAUGAAAGAGCGCCUACAGGUCCAAGAUAAAUUAGGCCUGUACCGUUAUCAAGGCACUUGGGACGCCGCAACCCAAAUCAUUCGAAACGAAGGAAUACGAGGGCUGUAUCGCGCCUAUGGGGCGACGCUGGCAGCAUUUGGUCCGCAGACAGCGAUAAACUUGGCUCUGUACGAGCAGUUGGAGAACCGUGCGCUUGUCCAUCUCAGCAGGACAAGCACGGAAAAUGAGAACAAAAGUGAAGAGAACCACAGUCCCCACAAGCCGCCGUGGCUCACCUUCGGAUGUGCCUGUGCUUCUGUUGUGGUUUUUGGUGAUUUCUUUUACUAGAUUUCUACGGGUGACCUACUUAGAUUGAUAGACUGUUUGUGACACAAGGAGAAAAACCGUCAUAAGCGAAGAACCAUUCUAAUUCUUGCUGUGUAGCUGCUUUCGUGACUACGCCUCUUGACGUUGCGCGACUUCGAAUGCAGGUAGUACGACGGAAGGGGACCACCGCAGCUUCUUCGACUACAAAUUCUACAUCUGCCUCACAACCGCGUCUCUGGAAUUACAAUCAUUUCGUGGACGCUAUCGGCACGAUGGCGCAAGAAGAGGGGCCACGGUCGCUCUUUAAGGGUGCGGGCGUGAGGUGCGCACUUUGGGUGCCACAGACCGCAAUAUUUUUGGCAACCUUCAAAUACCUUCUGCCUCGUUUGGGUGAAUGAGAGGAGCGAGACCAAAACCAAAUCGAGCAACCAGGUGAGCAUGACUUGCGAUCGGGUGUUCAACGCGAAGGCAUUUCCUGACAUUUGGGCUCGGAGAUUGCUAAACGACCUAUUCUUCUGAGGGCCUCAGGUAGAAGUCGGAUGACACUGUCGGUGCACCACUGAGCAGUCGAAACUCUGUCUUGGCAACUACAAGAAAAUACGCUGGGGCAUUGCUGAGCCAUCCAGACGGCAACAAGGAAAUGUGCAUUGUCGUUCACUUAUUUUCAAGGAGGACGAAACUCCAGCGUUUGCGGUUCGCAGAUCGGCUGCUUUUUCGCCUUGUCGCGACGUGGCCUGGACGACUCCACCGUGGUUGCCCCCGCUGCGCGCUCUUCUGCUCGGGGUGUACCUGGUCCCGGCCGCGUGUUUGGGUGAGUUCAAUCGUAGUCGCAAAAAGGGCCUCGUGGAUGGGGACAGGAUGGUGUAAUGACACCGUACUGGAACUCCGAAAUCUAUGCCUACCUCCCGAUUUGAUGCUUUGACGCAAAGAGUACCAUCUCGCUGCGGUGCGGUCUACAGCUGACGCGCGAAGGUCGUCUGCUUUACAGCUUCGGUAGCUGCUCGUCGCGUGCAAAAAGCGGACAGGUUCCUUUUUCUUGGGAGUGGUAAGAUAGAAUGCGAGGGCUUAUCCCGUGAGUGGGGAGUUGCAUUCGAAAGUUGCGUGCAGCUUUUGGGAACUCUGGUAGUGCAGAUGCAUCUGCAUGCGCCUGCGAGAGCUUCAUUUUAUGAUGAAGGCACUCUAGAUGAUCGACAGGCUUUUUCCAAUUUGAAUCUGGCCUUUUAAUACAAACAAAAUCUCGAGCGGAGAGUGUGGCUCGUGUCACUUUAAAAAUGUCGCGACUUUGAAAACUUAGAUCUUCACACUCAAAAGGUCGUCUUAUCGUCCUCGAGUUGAGACCUAAUGAAGCAUCAUACACGAAUCAAAAUUCGAUUUCGAAGAAUUAACAGCAUUACACAUCUUGAUGAAACUAUCAUUCCGCUAACAAGUAUGCAUCCUCCGCAACCUCGCUUUCGAGCAAGACAUUUUCAAACAUGAAAAAUAGGCG